Molecule: messenger RNA, 3111 nt
Organism: Coregonus clupeaformis (lake whitefish)
Lineage: Eukaryota; Metazoa; Chordata; Actinopteri; Salmoniformes; Salmonidae
Product: carbohydrate sulfotransferase 11-like
Exons: 4
Coding region: 124-1182 (352 amino acids)
Biological process (GO): proteoglycan biosynthetic process; carbohydrate biosynthetic process
Cellular component (GO): membrane
Molecular function (GO): sulfotransferase activity
Source: RefSeq, a predicted model, not a curated record
UCAUUGAGCAGCGGACAAUUGCAGCGAGUAUCACCAUCAGUACCACAACGGCACGUUAAGCCCCGGUGCUCAUACCGACCGACCUCCACACCAAAUAUCCGCAACAGUCAUUCCCUGCCAGCCAUGAAACAGACUCUGCUCGAACUGAUGAGGAUGAGCAGAAUAUGCCGGAUGGUACUCGCCACUUGUUUGGGAUCUUUUAUUCUGGUCAUCUUUUAUUUCCAAAGUAUGUUCCAACCAGUCAUGCGGAGGAACCCAUUUACGGCGGACGUGUGCUGUAGGAAAGGCUCCCGCAACGCACUACAGGAACUCUACAACCCCACACAGUCGGAGUUCUCCAGUGCGGCCAUCCUCCACCAGGCGAGGAGAGACCAGGUAGCAGAGUCAUGUCGGGCCCACAGUGCAUCCAGCCGCAAGCGCCGGGUCCUGACCCCUGGUGACCUCAAACACCUGGUGGUGGAUGAGGAGCAUGAGCUCAUCUACUGCUAUGUCCCCAAGGUGGCCUGCACCAACUGGAAACGUGUCAUGAUGGUCCUCACCGGACGCGGCAAGUACAGUGACCCUAUGGAGAUCCCUUCUAACGAGGCCCACGUCCCGUCCAACCUGAAAUAUCUCAACCAGUACAGCAUUGCUGAGAUCAACCACCGCCUCAAGAGCUACCUCAAGUUCCUGUUCGUCCGGGAGCCCUUCGAGAGGCUCGUCUCCGCUUACCGCAACAAGUUCACCCUCAAGUACAACUCCUCCUUCCACCGCCGCUUCGGCACCAAGAUCGUCCGCCGCUACCGCAAGAACGCCACGCAGGAGGCGCUGCUCAACGGCGCCGACGUCAAGUUCCGGGAGUUCGCCGAGUAUCUUGUCGACCCUGCCACACAACGUGACGGCCCGCUAAACGAGCACUGGCAGACGGUGUACCAGCUGUGCCACCCCUGUCACAUCCACUAUGACCUGGUGGGCAAGUACGAAACCCUGGAGGAUGACGCCAACUAUGUUCUGCGGCUGGCGGGGAUGGGUGAGUCGAUGCACUUCCCGACCUUCGCCAAGUCCACCCGCACCACCGACAGCAUGACGGCCCAGUUCUUCAGCAACAUCAGCUCCCAGCAGCACGCCCAGCUCUACCAGCUGUAUAAACUGGACUUCCUCAUGUUCAACUACUCCACGCCAAGCUAUCUGCGACUGGACUAACGACUAGAGGACCAGUACAUGACUAGCCAGCUGGGGCUCUGGGCACGAUCCACUUUUAAUAAGAGAAGAAAAAAAGAAAAGGAGAAUGGAUAUUUUUGCGAAAACUUUAUUAAAAAACUGUCAUCGCUAUUUCUGGGGGGUGAACAGGAAGGGCUGAGGUGAAUGGGAGGGACAGAGAUUGAGGAAAGGAGCUGGAUCCAAUUUAAUGUGAAAGAUACUUGGUAUUCCAAUCAGCAUUGUUCUGAAGGAGGAAGUGGAGAUCCUACAGCAUCAGAAUGCAGGGUUCGGUUGGAGCUGAUGUCAGAGGUUUUCUAAGAGGGGAAAUCGAGGAGAGUAGCAGGACUCUUGGAGAGUGGUCGAUGUGUGUUCUGUAUGUAAAUGAGGUGGGACUCUUGACCAAUUAGGCUGCUUUGGAUUCUGCACAGCAAACGGUGGCCUCGCAUGCACGCAACCUGGCCCCAAAGCAUCAUGGGAGCUGAGCUUAUUUUAUAAUGAACAAUAAUGAAACUCCGUUAAAUUGUAAAACACAUCCAUGUCCUUCAGUUGGCUGUAUCCUAGAUGUGUUUGAUAGCACCCACCAACCCUCUCUUUCAUAGCACCCACCAACCCUCUCUUUCAUAGCACCCACCAAAUAUACAUUUGAUAAGUAAACUGGCUCUUGGCUCCCCCUCAAGCCCUCCUCAUGAUAGCUGGCUAUUGACUUUGUUCUAAAGACCUCUAGAACCAUCAGGCGUAAGCAGAGGAGCUACAAUUUACAGCCAACUGCUCUAAAGUAGUAGCUAUGGUGUCAAGAUCUCAUCAUCAUAGGUGAAAAGAACUCCUGAAUCCUGAGGUUUGCCAGGUGAGGCCUCAGACUCCUACAGCAGGGUCUGAAACGGCGGCCAUUUUAGAAAGACGCUGAGCACCCUCAAGGCUUUGAGCCACAGGAAGUGGUCAGAAGGAGACAGGAAGUGCCCAUGUGAAUGGGUGUACCGGAUGUGAUUGACAGGUGUUAGGUGCCUCCCACUGACCCAGAGAGGAACUGAAGAAGAGAUGGCCUGUGUGAAACGGUUUAAGGGACAGGAUCUCAUAACCCCGCCCACGCCACGCCCCUAAACCAGGGAGGGACCCAGCGUACACGCUUCCCCCACCCCCCCCCGCUUCGACGACCAAACAUGUCUUUUAGUAAAUUAUGUUUUUUUUUUUAUCUCUUGGUUUUAUUGUCUUAUGAAAACAUUGCUGCGAGCAGCAAUAAAACAUAUUAUUUAAAUUACUUUUACUGUCGCGGGGGGAGGGAGAUAAAAAAAAAAAUCUUGGCAGAUGAACGUUUUAGUAGAUUUUGUAAAGAUAAAAUUGUUUUUAUUAGUUUUGUUUUUGAUCCUGAGUUGCCUCCGGUACACUGUUAAUGAUAACAUUUUCAUUUUCUUCCUUUUUCCGAAGGGCGUACAAUACAAUAUAGUUAAGUCCAUGGCUUUGGUUUCUCUGUGCGUGAGAGCUGGGAUAUCCCAUGGGAUUUAGAGUUAUUCCCUCUCUCCCCCUUAGUCAACUGAGUCUGGUGCCAAAGGGUUGGAACACUGCCAAUGACAGAGAGGGACAGAGUCAACUCAACUCUUAUCAGUACUUUUCCAUACAUCCAAUAAUAUACAAAACAUUUACAAUCAUGUGAUUGAAAACAUAAACUAUAGCAUGAGAAAAGUAUUCUACAAACAUAUCUACGUCUACAGUGCAGACUACUGCUCAGUAUCAGAAACAAGUAGUGGUUGCUUUGAUAAUGAUCGAUAAUAGAACCGUCUACCUUUGUCUGGCGGUGAAAGUCAGGUCUGUGUCCGCCCUCCUCAGGUGAAAGUGCAGUGUCUAAUCAUUACUCUGUGUAGUCUAUGGGAUCACAGAGAGUUGUAUACACAGUGCAGGAGUGGGCAACGGAGAGAAGACAACUUAAUUAGCCAAGCU